AUGACUUCGCUAUCACUUGCAGGUAACAGGAUAUUCGGAAGCAUCCCAUUUGGGAUUCAAAACCUUUUCAGCUUAACAGAGUUGUCUAUGCAAUAUAACUUUUUAACGGGUGCGAUUCCCAUUGGUGUUGGGAAGCUUAACAAAAUGGAGGUACUUGCCUUCCGUACAAAUGAAUUAUCUGGAAAUAUUCCAUCUUCCUUGCAAAACAUGUCCCGGUUGUAUAAACUUUCUUUACACCAAAACAGUCUAACAGGGAGCGUACCUUCAAGUCUUGGAAAUUGUACAAACAUGCAGUUCUUGUACCUCUUUGAUAAUAAUCUUAGUGGUAGCUUACCCAAACAACUUUUCAGCUUUCCCUCUUUAAUUGAAAUCUUAGUUGGAAACAACUCGUUUAGCGGUGAUCUGCCAUUGGAAGCCGGAUACCUGAAAGCUCUCCAGAAUUUGAAUGUUUCGAAUAACAAAUUGUCAGGUGAAAUUCCAAGCACACUAGGUAACUGUCUAAGCCUAGAGUAUCUUGGGUUGGAUGGGAACUUCUUUCAAGGUUCAAUUCCUUCUACAUUUAGUACUCUAAGAGGCCUUCGAUCCCUGGAUCUUUCAGGCAACAACUUGUCUGGAAAGAUUCCGAAAUACCUGGAGAACCUUUCUGCUUUGGAAUACCUAAAUCUAUCUUUCAAUGAUUUCGAUGGUGAAUUACCAAAACAAGGGGUCUUUAGAAAUGCCAGCGAAGUUUCGGUACUCGGAAAUAGUAAGCUUUGUGGGGGUAUUGAAGAAUUGAAAUUGCCAGCGUGCUCUAGCCAAGCUUCCAAGAAAUUGGGGAUGUCUCUUGCUUCAAAAGUAAAAUUCUCAAUAAUUGGUGUUGUCCUGUGCCUUAUUUCAUUAUCAUGUUUCGUUACCACUCUGUAUUGGGUAAGAAAGUCGAGAAAGAAACCUUCUGUUCCACCGUCCGUGGAGGAUCCUUUCAUGAUCAUAUCAUAUGCAGACCUCUUUAAAGCGACAGAUGGCUUCUCUUCUGCAAAUUUGAUUGGCAGUGGAAGCUUUGGUUCUGUAUAUAAAGGAACACAAGAUGAAGAUGGAACUGUUUUCACAGUGAAAGUCCUCAACCUUCAACAGCAAGGAGCUCUGACGAGCUUCAUGGCCGAAUGUGAAGCUUUGAGAAAUGUUAGGCAUCAGAAUCUUAUUAAAAUCUUAACAUGUUGCUCAAGCAUUGAUUAUAAAUUAAGGCAACGAGUUCAAGGCUUUAGUUUUUGA
This is a messenger RNA of Magnolia sinica, 1248 nucleotides long. Its product is annotated as probable LRR receptor-like serine/threonine-protein kinase At3g47570. The coding region runs from base 1 to 1248 and encodes 415 amino acids. The transcript has a single exon. Lineage: Eukaryota; Viridiplantae; Streptophyta; Magnoliopsida; Magnoliales; Magnoliaceae. Gene Ontology annotation, biological process: protein phosphorylation. The record is from RefSeq and is a predicted model, not a curated record. Gene Ontology annotation, molecular function: protein kinase activity; ATP binding; protein binding.